Molecule: messenger RNA, 507 nt
Organism: Aegilops tauschii subsp. strangulata
Lineage: Eukaryota; Viridiplantae; Streptophyta; Magnoliopsida; Poales; Poaceae
Source: RefSeq, a predicted model, not a curated record
AUGGGGCGGCGGGUGGCAGGGUGGCGGUGGCGACGGGGGUGGCAGGGCUCCGGUGAGGUGGAGCUCCGGGGCGGUGGAGCUCAGGGGGAGCCGGCAGGGAGGCGGGGCCGAUGGGGCCGCGGUGGCGCCGAGGGCGACGGUGGCGCCGGGGUGGUGGGGGCGGCGGGGCGCCGGGGCAGUGGGACGGUCGGGCGGCGACGUGGUGGGGCGCCGGGGCGGCGGGAUGGUGGGGCGACGGGGCAUCGGCGGGUGUGGGGCGGCGGGGUGGUGGGAUCAACAAGGCUCAGCGACCCCGACCCCUCAGUGCCUCCCUCCGUGAAGCAGCCGGCGACGCCCAGCAACGCCAGCGAGCACUUCGUGGACAGUGCCUUUCCCUCCCCUCCCCCUCCCCCUGCCCCGUGCGUUUCUAGUCAGACAGUCCGCCGGCUGUCAGAGGAAGUUCAGAUUAAAAGCCAACAGAAUAUCGACGAGGAGGAGAAGGACCCCCUCAGCCCCGGCGAGCCCUGA